UAGAGACCAUCAUCAGGCGUCAUGGAACGCUAGCAAACUUUGUAAAACAAAACUUUGCCUAUCCACACAUGCAACUGCGCCUCAUGCGGGUAGGGCGCUAGCUUGUACAAUUGUAAACUUAACCAUAUCUCGUCUCUCUCACCAGUCAAAACUGGAAGGUCAGAUGGAGAGAGAGUCCCUCGUCCCUCCAAAGUCCCCUCACAAGCCAGUCGUCAAUUCACCAACACAUGUCUGCAAACAUCCCGUCCCGGCUAUGCUAGCAAGCCACACAACCCUGUCGACGUGAUUAUCGCGGCAUCUGAUAACCCGGCCUAUCCUAGGAAAUCUUAUCUGAUCGAUCGGUAAGAACAAUCGCCCUCUUCUCUGCAUCACAUUUUCUCCAAAAUCCUCCCGCCAGUGCCGUCGCUGGUCCGGCUUCGCUGAUCUCACUAAGAGAAUGUCGUAAAGGGCAACUAAAUACUCAUCUAGUCGGAUCCUCGAGUUCCUGCCGUCCGUGAAUUUAUCAUCAAUUACCAUCGGUCAAACAUCGUGCCUUCUUGAAUGGAAAUUAACACCGUCGGUCUGGAAUACUACAAGCGAUCAUCAGCUACGUUUAAUUCUUUAAUAUGGCAAUGUCGUUGUCAUACUUCUCUAUUUUACCGGCGCUGCUUCUUGCCUUCUCCCUCAUAGCAGAAGCAGCUACCGUUACUUACGACUUUAACGCAACGUGGGUCCGCGCCAAUCCAGAUGGACUAUUCGAGAGACCGGUCAUUGGUAUCAAUGGAAAAUGGCCUCUACCAGUGAUGGAGGCAAAUGUUGGCGACCAAGUUAUCGUCAAUUUCCAAAAUCAACUUGGUAACCAGACUACAACACUUCACUUCCAUGGUUUAUUCCAGAAUGGUACGAGUUAUAUGGAUGGACCGGGACAGGUUACUCAGUGUCAGGUUCCUGAUGGAGGUAGUAUCGUCUACAACUUUACUGUAAGCCAAUCCCAAGAAGAAAAUAAGCAGCAAAGACUUACGAAAGAAAGGCUCAACAAUCUGGCAUGUAUUGGUAUCAUUCUCAUCAUCAAGGUCAAUAUCCAGAUGGGAUUCGAGCACCAUUCAUCAUUCGUGACCCAGAAUUCCCAUACAAAGAUAAGUAUGACGAGGAGAUUAUUUUGUCGGUUUCCGAUUGGUACCAUGAGGAAAUGACAACGUUGAUUCCAAAGUUCCUUUACAAGGGCAAUCCAACUGGUGCAGAACCUGUUCCACAAUCAGCACUGAUGAACGAUACCCAAAAUUUGACGGUUGCUGUCCAACCAGGCAAAACUUACUUGUUCCGUAUGGUUAACAUUGUAUGUUAUUAUCUUUCCCUUGCCUCUUCGAAUUGUUGAUUUUGGUGACCGAGAGGAUGUUUCUUUAUUGAAGGCUGCUCGGGGAAAUUGAAUGCUAAUUGAUUGUAGGGAGCUUUUGCGGGGCAAUACAUCUGGUUCGAGGGCCACAAUAUGACUAUUAUUGAGGUCGAUGGUGUCUUUACCGAAGCUGCAGAGGCUUCCAUGAUUUACAUUUCUGCCGCUCAGAGAUGCAGUUUCCUCCUUACGACGAAGAACGAAACAACUAGCAAUUACGCCUUUGUGGCAAGUAUGGAUACCGUGAGUCGAGUUCUCCCAGUCUAAAUUAAAUGUGCUGACAAGAAUCAGAGUCUUUUCGAUGUCAUGCCUGAUGGUCUCCAAUGGAACUCAACUUCUCAUCUUGUCUAUAACAAAGACCUCCCACUCCCCGAGGCACAGCUUGUUGAUGAGCUCAAGGAGUUUGAUGACUUUACUCUCGUGCCUUUUGAUAGAGAAGCUUUGUAUCCAGAGCCAGAUCAAACCAUUAGCCUCGAUGUGAUCAUGGACAAUCUUGGUGACGGAAAGCCAUAGUACGUACAUUCUCGGGUUCGUAGUAUGACCAUACUGACUUCGAAUUCAGUGCCUUCUUUAACAACAUCACCUAUGUCUCUCCAAAGGUUCCUACACUUUAUACGGCCAUGACCACCGGUGCCGACGCUAGCAACCCUCUGGUUUAUGGGGAAUAUUCUCAUCCAUUUGUUCUUGAAAAGGACCAGAUUGUGGAAGUUGUUGUGAACAACCUUGGUUAGUACUCAAGACCUGAAACUCAAAAUGGCUUACUGACAAUUCUCAGACACUGGAAAACACCCCUUCCAUCUUCACGGGCACAACUUCCAAGCCAUCGUUCGAUCGGAUGAAGAAGCGGGCGCCUUUGAUGCAACAAAUGCCACCCAGACUCAAUAUCCUUCAAUACCAAUGAGAAGAGAUACAAUUGUUCUCCGUCCAAAUGGUAAUACUGUAUUGAGAUUCAAGGCCAACAAUCCCGGUGUUUGGCUUUUCCACUGCCAGUAAGUGCCUCAAAGCCCCAAGAAAAGGUGUCAUCUGACCAUGCCCAGUAUCGAAUGGCACAUGGACCAAGGCUUGAUUGCCACAUUCGUGGAACAGCCUCUUGAGAUGCAGAAAAGUCUCAUCAUCCCAGAUGACCACAAAGCCAUCUGCGAGUCCCAGAAGAUUCCCACCGCGGGCAACGCAGCAGGAAACACAGUGAACUUUCUCGACUUGCAAGGACAAAACAAGGCUCCAGACCCACUACCAGCGGGUUUCACCCCAAGAGGAAUUGCCGCUCUGGCUUUCAGUGUUUUGGCGGCCAUCUUGGGUUGUGCUGUUAUUACAUGGUAUGGACUGGCGGAUAUGGGGGCGGCGAGCCAGAGAGAGGAGGAGAGACGUUUGGCUGGUAUGGAUGGGAGUGAGGGUGCUACGAGAAAAGACUCGGGAAGUGAGGCCUCGGAUACUAAGGUUCAUUCUCUUGACUAA
Hymenoscyphus albidus is the source of this 2824-nucleotide messenger RNA. The record is from the annotation of a GenBank genome assembly. NCBI's taxonomy places the organism in Eukaryota, Fungi, Ascomycota, Leotiomycetes, Helotiales, Helotiaceae.